Molecule: messenger RNA, 1006 nt
Organism: Blepharisma stoltei
Lineage: Eukaryota; Ciliophora; Heterotrichea; Heterotrichida; Blepharismidae
Source: the annotation of a GenBank genome assembly
AUGUCGCUCCUUCCUAUGUUUCUCAAGGAAUUCGAAAUAGGAGGAAUAAAGAUUAACAUCGAGCAAGAAGGAAACGUAGGUAUUGGAGGCAUGGUCUGGGAUGCAGCUUUUAUUUUAAACUCCCCCCCCCCCUCCGUGAGCGAACAAAACCAUUAGAAAAAUCGCCAUUUUUUGACCAAAAACCCACCCUCCGUGAGUGAACAAAAAUUUUUUUUAAUAGAAAAAAUUUUAAUGGAAAAAAAUUUUGAUAUAUAAGUGAUAAUUAGUAUAAUGAAAUCUAGAGCUAAUUCUGUUUAAUUUUAAACAAAUUGCGUUUUAAAACAUAAAUUUUGCAAAUUAAAUUAAUAUUUGCUUCCCAAUUUUUGCAAAUUAGGAUUUUUUUAAAUUUCGAAAAAAAUAUUUUUUAUAAAAUUUAUAUAUAUAAAUUUUUUUUAAAAAAAAAAAAUUAACCCCCCUCCGUGAGCGAACAAAAUUUUUUUUGUUCGCUCACGGAGGGGGGGGGGGAGUAAGCAAGUUCUUAGCCAAGCAUCAAAAGCAUGUUUUCUCUAACGUGAAAAACGUUGUUGAGCUUGGCAGUGGGACUGGACUCUGUGGAAUUGCAACUGCCCUGCUUAAUCCGAAUUGCCAGGUUACGCUAACAGACCAUAGAUCUCAUAUCUCUUUAAUUGAUACGAAUAUAGACUGCAAUUGUCUGAAAAACGCAAGGAGUAAAGAACUAGACUGGUUCCAUCCGAGUAAUAUCGGGAAAUUUGAUUUAAUUAUAGGCACUGAUUUAGUCUAUGAUCCUACACUGUUUGGCCCACUCCUUGAUACACUUGAUAUAGUAUCAAAACCGAACUCUUUGAUUUUGCUGUGUAAUGAAGUAAGAAUGUCAAGGGAUUUAGAUUUUUAUAAAAUGGCACAGGAAAGAGGAUGGCAAGUGACUGUAAUUCCUUCAGAGUUUAGCGACCCUGAGAACAGAAACCCUGAAAGCCCAGUAAUCAGAUUUGUGAAAAAUUGGAAAUAA